This is a messenger RNA of Sinocyclocheilus anshuiensis, 3720 nucleotides long. Its product is annotated as adenylate cyclase type 2-like. The transcript has 24 exons. The record is from RefSeq and is a predicted model, not a curated record. Gene Ontology annotation, molecular function: adenylate cyclase activity. Gene Ontology annotation, biological process: adenylate cyclase-activating G protein-coupled receptor signaling pathway; cAMP biosynthetic process; adenylate cyclase-inhibiting G protein-coupled receptor signaling pathway. Lineage: Eukaryota; Metazoa; Chordata; Actinopteri; Cypriniformes; Cyprinidae. Bases 24 to 3488 code for a protein of 1154 amino acids. Gene Ontology annotation, cellular component: plasma membrane.
CAGUUCAACAUGUUGCCUGAGCGAUGCUGCGCACCACAGUGGAAGACAUCCUGCCGGUUUACCGGCCACGCACCACAGCCCGAGCAUCAGUGCUCCAUUUGAAGGACCUGUGUGAACAGGAGCACGACCCUCACAAACCCCAGCCACCUCCCAACAGAGAGGAACACAACGCGAGCUCCAUGUGGAGGGAGGCCAUGCGUAAGAGGAGCUACUUGCUGGAGAGGGGCUCCCGGACAGGAGGAGAUGUAAUAGGAGGAGGAGGUGUGCGUGGCCGAAGACAGAGGUCCCUAGACUGGCUGUAUGAUUCCUACUAUCGUAUGAGCCAGCAGCACCCACUCAUUGUUUUUCUGCUCCUCAUUGUGAUGGGUGCCUGUCUGGCUCUGUUGGCUGUUUUCUUCGCCUCUGGGCUGGAUAUCGAGGAUCACAUCGCCUUUGUAAUCACUGUCCCCACUGCACUGGCAAUUUUCCUCACAAUCUUUGUUCUGGUCUGCAUCGAGUCCAUCUUCAAGAAGCUGCUCCGAGUUUUCUCUUUGGUGAUCUGGGCCUGCCUGGUUGCCAUGGGUUACCUCUUUAUGUUUUUUGGAGGAAUCAUCUGUCCCUGGGAUCAGGUGUCUUUCUUCUUGUUCAUCAUCUUUGUGGCAUACACCAUGCUUCCCUUCUCCAUGAGAGAUGCCAUCAUAGCCAGCGUGCUCACCGCGUCCUCUCACACUGUUGUCCUCAGUGUCUGCCUCUCCUCUACAGUCGACCAUGUGGAGCCCCUGGUAUGGCAGAUCCUGGCAAAUAUUAUAAUUUUCAUAUGUGGUAACCUGGCAGGAGCAUACCAUAAGCAUCUGAUGGAACUGGCACUAAAGCAGACAUAUCAAGACACCUGCAACUGCAUAAAAUCACCCAUCAAACUGGAGUUUGAGAAACGACAGCAGGAACGUCUGUUGCUGUCUCUGCUUCCUGCUCACAUUGCCCGAGUGAUGAAAGCUGAAAUCAUACAGAGACUACAGGGGCCGAAGUUUGGUCAGGUGGAAAACACCAACAACUUCCAUAAUUUAUAUGUACAACGUCACACCAAUGUCAGUAUUUUGUAUGCUGAUAUUGUUGGAUUUACCCGCUUGGCCAGUGAUUGCUCACCUGGAGAGUUGGUCCAUAUGUUGAAUGAGCUAUUUGGCAAAUUUGAUCAGAUUGCCAAGGAAAAUGAAUGUAUGCGAAUAAAAAUUUUAGGGGACUGUUAUUACUGUGUAUCUGGCCUCCCAGAGUCCUUGCCAAAUCAUGCUAAAAACUGUGUGAAGAUGGGUCUUGACAUGUGCGAAGCUAUUAAGAAAGUGCGAGACGCCACAGUAGUGGAUAUUAACAUGCGAGUGGGUGUUCACUCUGGAAACGUUCUCUGUGGUGUGAUUGGCCUCCAGAAAUGGCAAUAUGAUGUCUGGUCACAUGAUGUAACUUUAGCCAAUCACAUGGAAGCAGGUGGUGUACCUGGCCGAGUCCACAUCACCUCAGUGACUCUUGAGCACUUGAAUGGGGCAUAUAAGGUUGAAGAUGGAGAUGGCCAGGAACGUGAUCCUUAUCUAAAAGAGCAUGGAGCUGUAACCUACUUAGUGAUCAACCCAAAGGCAGAGAGAAAAAGUCCUCAGCAUCACUACAGACCUAGACACACCAUGGAUGGGGCUAAAAUGAGAGCUUCAGUGAGGAUGACCAGAUACCUGGAAUCAUGGGGUGCAGCCAAGCCUUUCGCCAACCUUCACCACAGAGACAGCAUGACCAAUGAGAACGGAAAAAUCAACACUGCUGAUGUGCCCAUGGGCCAGUACCACUUUCAGAGGCGUUCAGAGAGAAUAAAAUCUCAGAAGAAACGUUUUGAGGAGGAACUCAAUGAGAGGAUGAUUCGAACUUUUGAUGGGAUCAGUUCUCAAAAACAAUGGCUCAAAUCAGAGGACAUUCAGAGAAUAUCUUUGUUUUUCCACAAUAAAACAUUGGAAAAAGAGUAUAGAGCAACGACCCUGCCGGCCUUCAAAUAUUAUGUCACCUGUGCCUGCUUGAUAUUCAUCUGCAUUUUCAUUGUGCAGAUCCUGGUUCUGCCAAAAACUGCAAUAUUGGGAAUAUCAUUUGGAAUGUCUUUCUUAAUUCUGUCUGUGGUUCUGCUCAUUUGCUUCAUUGGACAUUUUUUGCAUUGCGAUAAGACGGCCUCCACAUCUUGGCUCUGGAUCCUUAGAUCCUCAGAAUUCAUCGCUAACAAGCCCUGGCCACGCAUCACCAUCACCAUGGCAACCACAGUCCUCAUCCUGAUCAUGGCCAUCUUCAAUAUGUUCUUUGUAGAGGACAACCUAACAUCCACAGAUGCUGUUUAUAAUGCAUCAAAUGAGACACUUCUUCAGCCUGAUGGACAUCCUAUAUCUUACCUGGACAAUAACACAUUCUACCUUCCUUAUUUUAUCUAUAGCUGUAUUCUGGGCCUGAUUUCCUGCUCAGUGUUUCUGAGGAUCAACUAUGAGCUGAAGAUGCUCAUCAUGCUAACAGCCGUGGUGCUCUACAGCGUCAUCAUACUUCAAACACACGCAUUUCUGCUGGAUGAGUACAGUAAAUUCCUCUACAAAACCGAGAUCCUGGAUAGGCCAGGAGUUCUAAAAGACUUGAAAACUAUGGGCUCUGUGUCUCUCUUUAUAUUCUUCAUCACCCUGCUUGUUCUAGCUAGACAGAAUGAAUAUUACUGUAGGUUGGAUUUCCUGUGGAAGAACAAGUUCAAGAAAGAAUGUGAGGAGAUAGAAACCAUGGAGAAUCUUAAUCGUGUUCUGCUGGAAAACGUUCUGCCAGCCCAUGUAGCAGAGCACUUUCUGGCCAGGAACUGGAAGAACGAGGAUCUGUAUCACCAAUCAUAUGACCUGGUGUGUGUGAUGUUUGCUUCUAUUCCGGACUUCAAAGAGUUCUACACAGAAUCAGAUGUAAACAAGGAGGGACUUGAGUGCCUCAGACUACUCAACGAAAUCAUUGCAGACUUUGAUGAGUUGCUCUCUAAGCCAAAGUUUAGUGGAGUGGAGAAGAUAAAGACCAUUGGAAGCACAUAUAUGGCAGCCACUGGGCUUAAUGCCACACCAGGACCAGAAUAUAUACAGGUAUCAGAAAUGUAUUUUAUUUUUUAUAUAAUAAUACUGUAUCUUAAUUUCAAUUGGACAGCAAUACAUGAAAUUUGGCAUAUUACAAUAACCUGUAUAUCACCAUCUGCAGGUAUUAAUCAUGGACCCGUGAUAGCUGGGGUGAUUGGAGCUCAGAAGCCCCAGUAUGACAUCUGGGGCAACACAGUGAAUGUAGCAAGCAGAAUGGACAGCACAGGAGUGCUGGGCAAAAUACAGGUUACAGAAGAGACGAGUCGUAUCUUGCAGACAUUAGGCUACAUGUGCACAUGCAGAGGAAUUAUAAAUGUAAAAGGGAAAGGAGAGCUCAAAACAUACUUCGUCCAUACUGAGAUGAGCCGGUCUUUAUCCCAGGGGAAUGUAAUGCCAUGAAUCAUAGCAACAAAUGUGCAAUGAACUGCAAACAUCCACAAACGGGAAUAAAAGAGACAUUUGUAAAUAACUGUGCCUAGUUUAGAUGCACGGAGUAUUGGAUGUAUUGAAAGUGAUACCAUUUCUACUGUAUCUCAUAGGCAGGGUUUGUGCACAGGGUACUACUGUAAUUAUGGUAGCAAUUAUUUUGUAUGAAAAUCAAAUACAACAAAAAGUGUUUUGAUGUUUUAAU